ACAGAAAGAGAAGAAAAGAGAGAGUUCUUAACAAUGGAGUCAAGAACCAAGGUUGUUUCAGAGAAUGUUGACCUCAAACAAGAGGAAGCCGAGAACAAAAACAAGAGCAAGAAUAACAAUGGGAAGAAAGAGGCAGCCGUUACUCCUGUUAAUCCUGCUAAUGGCGAAGUAAUUGGUGCUGCCGUUGCUGCUGUUACUACUGAUGACUCUUCAGCUCAUAUCAAGAAGAAGAAGAACAGGGAGAAGAAGAGCAACACUCGCAUUCAAGUCUCCAAUACCAAGAAACCCUUCAUUUUCUACCUCAAUCUUGCCAAGAGUUACCUACAGCAGUACAAUAAAGUUGAACUCUCAGCCUUAGGCAUGGCCAUUCCUACUGUUAUCACAAUUGCUGAGAUUCUGAAACGAGAUGGACUGGUUCAUAACAAGGAAGUGAAGAUAUCUACAGUUAACUCCAAGGAGGAUCACAGGGGUUCUUUCAGUCGGAGACCUAAGAGUCCUCAGAUCCAAAUUAUUCUGGGGAAGGCCGAGAAUCUGAACAAGAUCACGACUGCUGCUGAUGCUGCCACUGAACCUAAGAUGGAAUCUGAUAAGCAAGCCUGACCAAGAAGUUGCACAAUAAUUCUGUUUCUGCGGUUUACUGUAUACAUGUUCUUUUUCAGUUUUGGAAGUUUUUAAUAGAGACGUAUGUGUAGCAAUUAGUGUUUGGAGCUGUUAUUAGAGGAUCUGCUAACAUGAUGAUUUGAUUGAGAUGGGGAGAAUCUGGUAGAGCAGACCUUGUGAAGUCCAACAUCUCUUUGUGUUUUCUGUUGUAGUGUUGUCAUUUUUGUAGGCAAAGUGUUGUUGAGAAACCAAUGAACAGAGCUGUGUUGUUCAUGAUAGAUGUGUAAUUUUCGUUUUACUACAGAGAAAUAGCUGUUUCCAGUUUCCACCA
Mangifera indica (mango) is the source of this 931-nucleotide messenger RNA. RefSeq lists its product as uncharacterized. Gene Ontology annotation, cellular component: nucleus. Gene Ontology annotation, molecular function: RNA binding. The transcript has 5 exons. The record is from RefSeq and is a predicted model, not a curated record. The coding region runs from base 34 to 600 and encodes 188 amino acids. NCBI's taxonomy places the organism in Eukaryota, Viridiplantae, Streptophyta, Magnoliopsida, Sapindales, Anacardiaceae.